Ctenopharyngodon idella (grass carp) is the source of this 1721-nucleotide messenger RNA. RefSeq names its product UBA-like domain containing 1b (gene ubald1b). Lineage: Eukaryota; Metazoa; Chordata; Actinopteri; Cypriniformes; Xenocyprididae. The record is from RefSeq and is a predicted model, not a curated record. Bases 151 to 609 code for a protein of 152 amino acids. Gene Ontology annotation, molecular function: protein binding. The transcript is spliced from 3 exons.
UUCCGACAGGGGGCGCUAAGUGCGACCGACGCUUCAACUCACAACAUUUCUUGUUUGUAGUCGACAAGUUGAUGUUCGUGUGCGGCGUUUUUAAAAGACUGCAAGCUGAAAGUUUGAACGGACGAAACCACACAGCUUUCUUAACUGAAUAUGGAGGAACUAAGGCAUCAAGUUAUGAUAAAUCAGUUUGUUCUUACAGCCGGAUGUGCGGCAGAUCAAGCAAAGCAGCUUCUACAAGCUUCACAUUGGCAGUUUGAGACUGCACUCAGUACUUUUUUCCAAGAGGCUAAUAUUCCUUACAGUCAUCAAAUGAUGUGCACUCCAGCCAACACACCAGCGACACCCCCCAACUUCCCAGAUGCCCUAGCCAUGUUUUCUCACCUGAAAGCCUCAGAGAGCUUCAACAACAGCAGUCCCAUCACUUCUAUGGCUACAUCACCAGCUCCUCACACCAACUGGGCCAUGAGCCCUCCGGCGACCCCUGGCCUCCAGGGGCGAUGGACUCCGGGUCAGCUUGUGCCGCAGACGACCUCUCCAGGCUGGCCCGCAGCUGUGACUCAGCAAGCCUCCGCUGAGCAUACUAGUAUUGUCAUGGAGGCCGAGAGAUAGAGACUGCUUUAACCAGCCAUCACACCUUACGGGAAGAGGAGGAUGGACCUUCCUCUUGACGAUUUCGGCAGUUGUGGAUGUAAAACUGAAUUGAAGUGAACGCUAUGGGAGAUCGGUGGUGGUGGAACAGCAUAUGUCCUCUCCUCUGAGGUCACUGGAGAUUUGGGACUCUUUUAAAAAGCUUUUUUGGCCAAAAAAGAUGGACAGAAUGAGUAAUUAUGUAGCAUAUUCACAGACAACCUCAGACAAAUGAAUGUGUUACUGAAUAUUGUCCAUUUCAGCAGUUCUCAAGUAAUAGUGGAUACUCUAUUUUGCACUGUUUACUCAACCUGCAGUGGAUCUACAGUUAAAGGGACAGUUACUCGUCGUUGUGUCAUUCCAAACCUGUGACUUUAUUUUGGACACCAUUGACUUCCUUUUUAUGGACAAAAACUGUUGAAAUGUAUCUUUUGUUAUACAGAUGACAGUCAUUCGAGUUUAAGGCCUGUUCACACAAAAGACUACAGAGAAACGAUACCGUUGGAUUCAUUUUCACAACGAUUAUUUCCAGCUGAUGAACAAUAAAAACACUGACAGCCAAUCAGAAUCCAUCCUGCUUUAAAGAGCUUGAGCAUUUAACGCAGCAGAUAACAAAAGCAGAACAAUAUUGUCCGCUGUUGUGGAUGCAUAAAUAGUUAUUGUUCUUGGGGUGAACAGGCUUUUAGAAUGAAAUGAGUAAAUGAUGACAGUGUUCAUUUUUGAGUGUACUGUCCCUUUAAUUGACAGGUUUACUGCAGCAAUCACAUGAUCUGGUGUGUAUUUAUUGACUUCCUUAUGACUCAGUGAUGAAUUGAAUUGGCAUUUUGUAUAAAAGUAAUGGUAUAGGAAGCAUUUCAUACCCCAGAAUGUUAAAUUCUCUGGUUUUACCCAGUGCUUACAGCACAUUUGUCUGUUUUAUCAUGAAUCCCUAUUGUAAUAAAUAAAGUGAGAAUAUAUUCCUCCUAUUUCUUUUGACAGAUCAUCUCCCUGCAACUGUGUUCACACUGCCUCCACAAUAUUUGUGGACUGUGUGAUGGUUAUCAUUUCCUAUUUUUUGUGUGUGUUUUUAAAUAAAUAUUGUAUAUAUUGCAAAA